AUAUGUCAUAAGUACGUCUGGCUGACCUAGCCUUACUCCCCACCAAUACUACACAGACAGAGACAUAGACAUACAUAGUUUGUCCCUUUUGUCCUGGCCAAUCUCCCUUAGUGGCUCACGGCUCCAUCAUCUCCUUGGUAGAAGAAGAAGAAGAUUGUUCCGGUGGUUGUCCGACAAAGGGCUUCCUCCAAAUCUCUAGCCGCCUUUUUCCAUCUUCGUCCAUUUUUGCAAUGAGAAACGACAGAGUCAUUAUCAUUGACGAGCCUUCGGACCAUCAGUCGAACGAUAAAGGGCAUCGCAGUUCCCGUGAUUUCACGUCUCACCUCUGGACGAGCCUUCCGUCGAAGAAGAUCCUCUUCACACUCAUCGUAGCGGCCGCCUUUUGUGUUCUCAUGGUCUUCUUCCCACGAGCGUGGAAGUUUAUUCCCAUUUUCUCACCGCCUUGGAGACGACCUGGCUUCUACGGCGCGGAUAAUUAUACCGGCUUCAGUUCGUACGUGGUACCCAACGUCAUCCACUACGUCCGGUUCGGGCAGCCGAACGUCACUUUCAUGGAUGCCGUGAGCAUGCGCUCUGCGUACAUCAACCACGCACCGGACCAUAUAGUAGUGCACUGCGACGAGUGCCUGCUAGACGGGCCGCAUAGCCAUUUGGUCCGCGAUAUACCAAUCAUAAAAUUCGACGAAAUACUCCCGCCAAUGACCAUUUUCGGACGUGAGGUGAACUGGAUUGAGCACGCCUCCGACGUCGCUCGUAUCCAGAUUCUGUUGAAGUCCGGAGGCAUCUACUUGGACAACGACUGCAUAGUCGUUCGACCCCUGCACCAAUUUCGACACUUUGAGACGUCCAUAGGUUGGUCUCCUGAAGACCAUAUGGGGAACAUGGUUAUCCUCUUCUGCACAGUCAUGGAGAUAAGGUUUCCUUCUGGGCAUGGCAGCAGCCUCUUCGUUGUACUUGUCUUCAUCUUUGGAACUAUUUACGUGUACUACCCAAUGUCAUGGAAGAAUACUGUUAGCAGCUGCCUGAAGAACACAUCACAAUGUGAUGACAUGGUGGACCAUCGAUUCAGCGCCGGGACGAGAUUUCUAACGAUGGUAACGAAUGGUCGCCUGGGAAACCAAUUGAGCGGCUACGCUUUUACGUACGCAAUGGCAAAGAUGACCAAUCGGCAAGGAAUCAUCUAUCCGAGCAUGUACAGAGAGCUGUCAAGAUACUUCCGCAUCACACUCCCCGUCAUCUUGAAUGAGACCACGUGGAACUGUAGCGGACGCCAGUCUGGUGAUUGGAUGACUGAAGAGGUGUACCAACUUAGCCAGACCUGUCUCCAAUUCUGCUGCUACUUAGAAUCCUGGACGUUUUUCCACCACGCCAGGGAAGACAUCGUCAGGGAAUUAACUUUCCACCAUUCCUACAGAUUGCAAGCGUGGAGAACGCUGAGCGAACUUCGAGGUAACCGUACAAUGCCUACUUACGUAGGCGUACACGUCCGCCGCGGCGAUUACGUCACUGGCAUGUGGAACAUAUGGCAGGCCACUGUAGCAGACAGUGGUUACCUCCAGCGAGCCAUGGACUACUUUCGGGGUCGUUACACGGAAGUAGUGUUCGUGGUUACCAGCGAUGAGAUGUCGUGGUGUGAAAAGCACAUAAACAAUUGCUGCCAUGACGUAUAUUUUAUGGGAAAUCGCGACAGGAACAAUCCGGGCCAGGAUCUCGCAUUGCUGGCUCACUGCAACCAUACCAUAAUGACUGUCGGAACAUUCGGCUAUUGGGCCGGUUAUCUUGCUGGAGGAGAAGUUACUUACCUGGCAAACCACUCUCUUCCCGAUUCCAAGUUGAGAAUAAUUAAGCCAGAAGCAAAGCACCGGUUACCACACUGGAUCCCAAUACCAGCUAAUAUUUCCUGUCUGUACACAAGAACGAAUGUUACCGUGACUCCCACAAAAAGAAAGGAGGAAAGGGAAAAAAAAGGGAGGACUGUGAGAGCAGGUGAAGCACAACUUUUGAGUUUUGCUGAAGCAGAAUAUGCGGACCGUUUCCGCUAACCGGAAACUGAACGGAAACUGAAACCUGAAGCGGAAAAUGCUGUGUCAUCGAAAGUUCUAUGUAUCCAUUUCGUGUACUUUAUGUGCUGUACCGCUAUGUUUUCUAAUACAAGACCAUGAAGUUUC
Messenger RNA from Ornithodoros turicata, 2168 nucleotides. Its product is annotated as galactoside alpha-(1,2)-fucosyltransferase 2-like. The coding region runs from base 231 to 2042 and encodes 603 amino acids. Gene Ontology annotation, biological process: carbohydrate metabolic process. The record is from RefSeq and is a predicted model, not a curated record. Gene Ontology annotation, molecular function: galactoside 2-alpha-L-fucosyltransferase activity. Lineage: Eukaryota; Metazoa; Arthropoda; Arachnida; Ixodida; Argasidae. Gene Ontology annotation, cellular component: membrane. The transcript has 7 exons.